This is a messenger RNA of Prunus dulcis (almond), 1282 nucleotides long. Its product is annotated as cytosolic sulfotransferase 15-like. Lineage: Eukaryota; Viridiplantae; Streptophyta; Magnoliopsida; Rosales; Rosaceae. The coding region runs from base 52 to 1035 and encodes 327 amino acids. The record is from RefSeq and is a predicted model, not a curated record. Gene Ontology annotation, biological process: sulfation. Gene Ontology annotation, cellular component: cytoplasm. The transcript has a single exon. Gene Ontology annotation, molecular function: sulfotransferase activity.
GGUAUCUGCGCUCUGAUUUUCAAGCCCAUUAAUUCUAUACUCACCAUUUCAAUGGCACCUACGCUUGAAGAACAACAAAAACUCACUGAUGAGUGCACUGAACUGCCUCUUUCUCUCCCAAAAGAGAAAGGUUGGAGAACCCUUCACCUCUAUCAGUUCCAAGGCUUUUGGUGCCAGUCAGCUGAGAUCCAAUCCAUUAUGUCUUUCCAAAAGCACUUCCAAGCUAAUGACACUGACAUAGUGGUGGCCAGCAUUCCAAAAUCAGGCACCACAUGGCUGAAAGCCUUGGCUUUUGCUGUUUCGAACCGGCACCGUUUCGUUCCAAACUCAAAGAGCCAUCCUUUGCUCAAUUCAAACCCUCAUGAUCUUGUGCCUUUCCUUGAGUACAAGCUCUAUGCCAACAACCAGCUCCCUGAUCUCACCAACAUUUCUGAGCCAAGACUCUUUGGAACACACAUACCCUUUGCUUCAUUGGGAAAUUCCAUACAAAAUUCUGACGCAAAGAUUGUUUAUAUCUGCAGAAAUCCACUUGACACAUUUGUCUCCUCUUGGCAUUUCCUUAACAAAGUGAAACCAGAAUCUGGAUCCCCAAUCUCCAUGGAGGAGGCCUUUGACAUGUACUGCAAAGGCAUUGUUGGGUUUGGUCCAUUUUGGGAUCACAUGCUUGGGUAUUGGAAGGAGAGCUUGCUGAGGCCUAACAAGGUGUUGUUCUUGAAGUAUGAGGACAUGAAGGAAGAUGGUGCCUUUCAGUUGAAAAAACUGGCAAAGUUUUUGGGUUUCCCUUUUACUUUGGAGGAGGAGAGAGGUGGUGUGGUUGAAAACAUUGCAAAGCUUUGCUGUUUUGAGAACAUGAAGAAAUUGGAGGUUAAUAAAAUUGGGUCUUCUAUUGGGAAUUUUGAGAAUAAAAACCUGUUUAGAAAAGCUGAGGUGGGAGAUUGGGUGAACUAUUUGUCACCUAAGAUGGUGGAGAGGUUGUCCAAAGUCAUAGAAGAAAGGUUGGGUGGUUCAGGUUUGGGAUUCGAAGUGUUUCCAUAGGGGCCUGCAGUGGUUUUUGGAUAUUUGUCUGCUUCGUUUUUAGUGAAACCAAAAGGUGGAUGCCAAAUCUCUGUCUCAAAAAGAAGGGGAUUGUGACCUCAAUUGUGAAAUGUAUGCAGUGCAAAUCUUUUCAUUUUAGUUCCAGACAUGUUGUGUGCUUUUCCUUUCAUAUGCAAUCAUUAUAAUUCCAUUAUUGUGGCAAAUAAUCUAAAUUUGAAAGAGAUAUAAAAUUGUAUUUAGUUGAGUU